Messenger RNA from Effrenium voratum, 1836 nucleotides. Lineage: Eukaryota; Dinophyceae; Suessiales; Symbiodiniaceae. The record is from the annotation of a GenBank genome assembly.
AUGGCCCACGUGGGCGACCGGCUUGAGCUUGAGCGCGCGUUCUCCGGUGCCACGGUCCAUGACAUGUUCAACAUGCUGAGUGUCCUGACCUUGCUGCCCAUCGAGAUCAUCAUCGCGGCGAUUUCGGGCGAAGGCGGACUCCUCUAUUGGAUUUCCAAGGGCUUGACGGACGCCAUCCUGGGCAACGACGCCUCCGACCUGACCUUUCCCUCUCCCACCAAGGCGAUUGUGAGUCCCCUGACCAAGGCUGUCCUCAGCAAGGACAAGAACGUCGUGAAGGCUCUUUCCUUCGGUGCGCCAUUGGAGCAUGCCAUCCCGGCGAGUUUCUGCGGUUCCGCAGACUGCGGCACUUACUACUGUAAGGUGGCGGAGGAGGGCUAUGAGGCUUUGCAGGCCUGUGGGGCCUUCGCGAACGAUUGCGGUUCUGACGCUUGCUACCUUGAUGCCGGCAACUACUACACGACUGAGAUCGAAGGUGCGCGUCUCAUUGGCAAGGGCUUCCUGAAGGAUGUCGGUGACGUGGCGGGCGGUAUCCUUGGGCUGACAAUUGCUUUGAUCGUGAUGUGCGUGGCGCUGUACGUUAUGGUGAGGCUGCUGCACAGCCUGGUUAUGGGCCAGGCAAAGAGGGUGAUCAUGAAGGGUACCCAGAUGAACGACUAUUUGGCCAUGCUGCUGGGUGUUGCCCUGACCUUGAUCGUGCAGUCCAGUUCUGUGACGACCUCUGCGCUGACGCCUUUGGUUGGCAUUGGAGUCCUGCCCGUCGCCAAGAUGUUGCCAAUGACCCUCGGCGCGAAUAUCGGGACGACAUUUACUUCCAUGUUCGCAGCUCUGGCUGUUAUGAAGGCGGACAGCAUCCAGAUCGCGCUUUGCCAUCUGCUCUUCAACAUUAUCGGCAUCCUCAUUUGGUUCCCUGCGCCCCCAAUGAGGAGGGUGAUCAUCCACGCCGCCUGCACCUUGGGGUUCUAUGCCUCCUACUGGCGCUUCGUGCCGCUGAUUUACAUCUUGGUGAUGUUUUUGGUCGUGCCAGGAGUGACAUUGGCCAUCUCCCUGCUCUACCAGGCCAGCGUCGCAGGGGGCAUCGUGGUGACAAUCUUGGCUCUGGGCGUGGUUGCGGGCUUGGCGGUCUGGUGGUGGCGCGUGGGCUGCUACAAGGUGGUGAGCCAAGAGGAGCGCGAGCUCCGACGGGCGCAGGUCGAGGAGCAGGUUGAGGAGCCGAAGCAGAUGGAGCAACCGCAACUGAGCGAGCCGGCUGAGUCGGCGGUUUGAGGCGGCUGAGUCCGUUCCAAGGGGAUGUUUAUAUGCAUGUAUAAUACGUGCAUACAGUAUGUACAUGUUUCUUCACUCUUGAAGCCUGUGCCUGCUGCGGCCGCCAGAGGCGACUGUUGCAAGCCCAAGGCGACGCAAGCGUCAAAUAAGUUGGGCAGAUCUCGGAAAUUUGGAGAAUCUCUGUUGGCUUGCUGCAGGUGCACCCUGCUUUCCGCAGCGCGCCACACGGUUGCCGGAACUCCGGCAGUGAACCGGCUUCUUUGCUGAUGCUUUUUGUUCUCUUUGGCGGUCCUCGGCAGCUGAUAACGCUUUUGCAGUGACCGAGGCUGCCUUAGCCCGAUUCCACGGCGAGGCUUCUUUCGUAGUGGGAUUGUUGCCUUGCCGCAAAGGCCUUUGGCAAUGCAUUUUAAAUGGGGAAACCCUUGAACCUCUCGCCGAACAGGGAUUUCAGCUGCCAAAGGCGCUGUCCCUUUCGUGUUCUCCACUUACGCGGCCUCAAGCCCAGACGUUAUGAGGCCUCCGGGCGAGAUCAAUGCCAAUUGAUUUGCACGGACAACAUGCGGCUUCAGC